CAAAAAUACAGCUCUGGCGAAAAAAGUUAUCAGCCGAUUGCUGACAUUUAUCGACGAGCCACCACAAAUUCUUUCAACAGCAACAUUAUCUUCUGUAAUAUUAAUUAAAUGCUUUGAUUACAUCUACCUGCAAGCCGGCGCAAUGGACACAUAUUCGGUGGAUAUUGUAUAUCAAGCGAUCAGUGCACUAUUCCAAGGCACCAAUCCCAAGGAGCAGGAGAAGGCCAACAAAUGGCUGCAGGAGUUUCAAAAGUCGAUAUACUCGUGGACCAUAGCCGACGAGCUGCUCCACCAGAAACGAGACUUACACGCCAAUUACUUCGCCGCCCAGACGAUGCGUAACAAAAUACAAAACUCGUUCAGCGAGCUUCCACCGCACACACACGAAUCUCUGCGGGACUCGCUGAUAACCCACAUUGGUCAAAUCGACGAGCAGACGGACAGUGUGAUUGUGACGCAGCUAAGCCUGGCGGUGGCCGAUCUCGCGCUCCUGAUGGCCACGUGGCAGGAGCCGAUUAGUGAUUUGUUAAAGGCGCUCUCGCCGCAUCCAUCGGCCAUUUGGCCAUUGCUGGAGGUGCUCAAGGUGUUGCCCGAGGAGAUUGACUCGCGUUAUUUGCGACUGGGCGCGAAUCGGCGGGAGCAGGUGCACAAGCAGCUGGACGCCAGCGCCGAGUGUGUACUGGAAUUUUUGUGCGUGUGUGCGCAGCGCGAGGAUCUGGACCAGCAGCGCAUUUGGAAUGCGACCCUGCGCACAUACAGCGCUUGGCUGGUCAUACACGCGUUCCCGCUCUCCCACAUCUGCGACAAUGCACUCUCCCAGCUCGCCUUCCGGCUGCUCAGUCAGCCGGUGGAGACAUCUGGCAAAUUGCAUGACAAUGCGACCGAAUGCGUCUGUGCGCUGCUCAGCUGCAUGGGCACACGUAGCGGCAGCGUGGAUGCCGAUCCACAGGUGGCCCGCAUCUUUGAGGCCGUCUGCCAGCUGGAGACUGCGUAUCACUUGAGCGUGGCACACGAGGACACCGACAAAACGAUUAAUUAUUGCCGCAUCUUUACGACUCUGUGCGAUGCUUUCUCCCUGGAUAUGUUCGAGUCGCAGCACGCGUUGAAGGGAUUAGACUUGGUGCUGCUCUGUGUGGGUCAUUUCGACUACGAGGUGGCCGAGAUCACGUUUCAUUUGUGGUACAAGCUCAGCGAGGAUCUGUUCCAGCGAUACGACGAAAAGCUGACAGCCCGCUUCCGGCCUCACGUUGAGCGUCUCAUUAGCGCUCUAUAUCGGCAUGCGCAGAUGGAAAGCGACCAUGAUGGACUCAUCGAGGAGAAUAACAAUUUCUAUGAUUUUCGACGAAAGGUCUCGGAUUUGUUAAAGGAUGUGGCCUUUAUUGUUGGCUCCGGAGCGUGCUUUAAGCAAAUGUUUAUUAUACUGCAAGAGCCAAACACAACGUGGGAAUCCACCGAAGCAGCGCUCUUUGUUAUGCAAAAUGUUGCCAAGAAUAUAUUGCCCGAGGAGAAUGAUGUGAUACCCAAGGUGGUGGAGGCGAUACUCAACAUGACGGAUCAGACACAUAUUGCAGUGCGGUACACAUCGAUAAUGCUGAUAGGUGAGCUGUGCGACUGGAUUGAGAACCACUCGGAUCUGCUGGAGGCGGUGCUCAACUUUUUGCUGUAUGCGCUGCAGCAGAAGAACGGCUUGGCACCAGCGGCUGCUAUUGCGCUCACCUCCAUUUGCGCGGCGUGCAGACAGAAGAUGAUUUGUCACAUAAGCGGCCUGGUGGAAAUCGCGCGCAGUUUGGAUAGCUUUCAGAUCAACAACGAUGUGGCCAUUGGGCUGCUGAAGGGCAUAUCCCUCAUAUUGACGAAGCUGCCGCGUGAGCAGCUGCAGCCGGCGCUCCGCGAGAUUGUGGGCUUUCAGUUGCAGCCGCUGGCACAGCUACUGGAAAGUAGCCACUGUCCAUUGGAGAAGGGUGAGCGCAGUGAUCCCGUUUACUGGAUAGAUCGCGCCUGUGCUAUUAUACGCCACACGAAUCCCGAUGUGCCCGACAACGUGGAACAUCCAACAGUUGCAAUAUUAAAUGAUGCCUGGCCACUCAUCUCGCGUGUGCUGGAAAAGUACCAAAGCGAUCUGCGCAUAAUGGAGCGAACCUGCCGACUUAUACGCUAUGCUGUGCGCAUGGUGCGCAAGCAGGCGCUGCUGCUGGUGGAGCCGCUGAUCAAGCAAAUCGUUGUGCUCUAUGCGCUGCAGCAUCACAGCUGCUUUCUGUACGUGGGCUCGAUACUGGUCGAUGAGUUUGCCAAGUCGAACGAAUGCAUUACCGGACUGCUGGAAAUGCUGCAGGCCUUUAUCGAACCGACCUUUGGCCUGCUGCAGCUGGAGAACGGCUUGCGCAACAAUCCCGACACUGUUGAUGAUUUUUUCCGCCUGGCCUCACGCUACCUGGACUGCUGUCCGCUGCAGCUGUUGCAGAGCAGCCUCAUCACGCCCAUCUUUCAGUGCGCGCUCAUUGCCUGCUCGCUAGACCAUCGCGAGGCCAACUCCUCGGUCAUGAAGUUCUUCGUCAAUCUUCUAACUUGGGGACGCAGCAGCAACCAACGGCAUAGCGAGUGCCGACCGCUGGUUAUUGAACUCGCCACGCAGCAUGGCGGCGCGCUAGUCAUGAAUCUAAUACAGGCCUCAGUAUUUCAGCUGCACUCCUACAUGCUCGCCGAUGUCGCCGAGGUGCUCACCGAGCUCAAGAAUGCCGUCACGAAUGCACAAAUGCAGCCCUUCCUCGCCCAUGCGCUGGAAGCGUUGCCCAAGAAGAACAGCGGCGGCUAUGUAACUGCCACACAACAGCAGUUGGAUGAGUUUAGCAACACGGUGCUGAGAGCGGACACCACAAAAGCCGUUGCACAGGCCCUGAAAACAUUUACGCGGCUCUUCCGCUAAAACCACCGCCGCAUCACCACCAAAAUACACCGGAUCCUAAAAAUUAUUUAUGAUGAACUGUACAUUUGAAAUUAUGUAUACGCAAUGUUGAGCAAACGCUGGAUACAAGACUUGCCAACUUGUUAGAUGCAUGCGAUCGUAUUUAUACAUUUAACUUUAGUUGGUUAGCGUUAUUAUGCUGCGUGCGGGUUCAAAAGAUCCACACGGAACGUACAAUAAGUUGAUUUAUUUAAGUGCACCUUAGAUUUUAAUUUUAAAAAAUUGACCUAAAAUAUAUGCUAAAAAUGUUUAAUGACCGCA
Molecule: messenger RNA, 3223 nt
Organism: Drosophila montana
Lineage: Eukaryota; Metazoa; Arthropoda; Insecta; Diptera; Drosophilidae
Gene: Tnpo-SR
Product: transportin 3
Exons: 5
Coding region: 143-2923 (926 amino acids)
Biological process (GO): protein import into nucleus
Cellular component (GO): cytoplasm
Molecular function (GO): small GTPase binding
Source: RefSeq, a predicted model, not a curated record